Molecule: messenger RNA, 2119 nt
Organism: Theobroma cacao (cacao)
Lineage: Eukaryota; Viridiplantae; Streptophyta; Magnoliopsida; Malvales; Malvaceae
Product: Major facilitator superfamily protein
Cellular component (GO): membrane
Source: RefSeq, a predicted model, not a curated record
UAGGCCAUAUUACCUCAACAACCAAAAACUGUGCGACUGCAAGAAGGCAACAAGUGCAAAUGCCAAAACUGAAACUUAAAGCAGGGAGCAGGCCACCGUGGGUGGGCUUGGCAGCAGCAGUAUGGGUUGAGAUAUCUGCAGGGAACGGCUACAACUUCCCACUCUAUUCUUCUGCUCUGAAAUCAGUGUUGGGAUUCAGCCAGCAACAAAUCACGAUCUUGGGAGUGGCAAAUGAUUUUGGAGAGAAUGUUGGACUCCUCGCUGGUAUUGCCUGUAACAAGUUCCCUCCUUGGGCUGUGCUUCUUGUUGGGGUCUUCGCCUGUUUCUUGGGAUAUGGUGUUAUUUGGCUUGCUGUUAGCCAAACUAUCAUCGGUCUGCCUUACUGGGUGUUAUGGAUUGCGCUUGUGGUUGCCGCUAAUAGUAAUGCCUGGUUUGGCACAGCAGUGCUAGUAACUAACAUGAGGAAUUUUCCCCUAAGUAGAGGCACUGUUGCUGGCAUCCUCAAAGGUUAUGUUGGGAUCAGUGCUGCUGCAUAUACUGUAUUAUACAGCACACUGCUUGAACAGUCCGCCUCACAACUAUUGCUGUUCCUUACUCUUGGCAUUCCAGUUAUAUGUGUGGCCAUGAUGUACUUUAUCCGCCCUUGUGCUCCUCCUUCUGGAGAAGAUUCUUCAGUUCAUGCCCAUUUUAUUUUCACCCAAGCUGCUAGUGUCUUGCUUGCUAUCUAUCUUCUCACACUAACAGUAAUAUAUGACACGGUUUCUUUAAGUGAUGCUGUUUCUUACAUACUACUUGCCAUUGUGGUUAUCUUGCUGCUUUCUCCUCUUGGAAUUCCGGUCAAGAUGACACUUUUUCGAGCAAAUGCAGAGACAAUUACACCACUGGCAGGUUCAACAGAGCAUUUGGCUCAGGAAGGUGAUUCAACUCAAGCAGAGCCUUUAUUGUCACCAUCUUCGUCUGCAUCAAAUCUUGGAAGUUUCUUUGAAAGUGAAUAUGCCUCAGAUGUGGAAAUUCUUCUUGCUGUUGGAGAGGGGGCAGUGAAGAAGAAAAGAAGACCAAGGCGGGGGGAGGACUUCAAGUUUCAUGAAGCUUUUGUCAAGGCUGAUUUUUGGCUUCUUUGGGUUAUAUAUUUUCUUGGAGUUGGUUCUGGUGUUACCGUUCUAAAUAACUUGGCUCAAAUUGGAGUUGCAUUUGGUGUAGAUAAUACAACAAUAUUGCUCUCUCUUUUCAGCUUCUGCAAUUUUGUUGGUCGACUUGGUUCGGGUGCUCUUUCAGAACACUUUGUCAGGACACGAGCCAUUCCUCGAACAUUGUGGAUGACAUGCACACUAAUCAUUAUGGUCUUAGCAUUUGUUCUGUAUGCAUUAGCUCUCAAUGGUACUCUUUAUGUUUCAACUGCUCUGCUUGGUGUCUGCUGCGGCUUUCAAUAUAAUCUCAUGGUUCCAACGGCAUCUGAACUUUUUGGCUUAAAACAUUUUGGUGUCAUUUAUAACUUCAUGCUGCUAGGCAAUCCGGUAGGCGCACUUCUUUUCUCAGGUCUGCUUGCCGGUUAUGUUUACGAUGCUGAAGCCGCUAAGCAAGGAAGUUCCACCUGCUUGGGCCCUGAGUGCUUCAGGCUCACAUUCUUUGUUUUAGCAGGCAUCUGUGGGCUAGGCACCUUCUUGAGCAUAUUUUUGACAAUUAGAUUACGACCAGUUUAUAAGAUGCUAUAUUCUUCUGGUUCAUUUCGUCUUCCUCAAGCUUCAGACCACUGAUAAAUGGAAGUUAUCAUGCCUAGGAAUAAAAGUGGUAGCAUGCCUGUUUUAUAUCGGUUUGCUGCAUGGAUUUUGCUCUCUAGACAGUCCCUUGCAUUAGCCAGGUGUUGUCAUCAUAUCUGGUACAAAUUUUACUGCAUUUUUGAGUCUAUCCCAAGUAAAGAUGUUUGUUGAGCUUAGCGCCCAUAUGUUUGGUAAGACUUUAUUACUUUAAUUCCCUCUAGUGAUCAUAUUCAGAGGGUUUUAUGAUUAAUUUAAUUUACUCAAAUCAUUUUAUUAUCCUUCUUAGGGAAUAUUGGUUCCCAUGAAUCUUUGCACUCUAAAUUAAUCAAAGAUUUAUAGUAUAUAUACACAAUUGAACUCAA